This is a messenger RNA of Teleopsis dalmanni, 2655 nucleotides long. Its product is annotated as putative GPI-anchored protein pfl2. The transcript has 6 exons. Lineage: Eukaryota; Metazoa; Arthropoda; Insecta; Diptera; Diopsidae. The record is from RefSeq and is a predicted model, not a curated record.
GAAACGGAUAGAAAAGUAAGUAAAAUGGAGGAAGACGGUAAGGAGGGUGCCGAUGAUAUACCCGUGCACACCACGUUUGAUACAUCCGUACAGGAAAGUACUUCAUUGGAGGAGCAUGAAACAGAGAUAUUAGAUGAUGUAUAUAAAGAGAAAAUGCCAUCACCUCCUGGAACAAUAGCAAUAACAACAACAACGAAUGUCAAUGAGAAUGCAAUUUGCAAUGCAGUUGAUAAUGAAGUGGUUCUACUGACUAAAUUAGAUAAAGCAGUUUGUACAAAUGAUACGUUUGAGGAUUUGCAACGCGCCAUUACCUACGAAGCAGUUUUUGCUACUCUCUUCGAGAAGAAGGUACUGGCAAUGAAGCGAGACUGCGAGGAGCGAAAACGUGCUAAACGUAUGAAAAGAAAAUCAAUUGGUCGUAUAUUUUUUGGUAAGAAACUUUUUGGAGGCAGCAGUGGUUCACGUAAAAGCUCAAUUUGUAAAAUUGAUGAUGAGUCACUUGUAAAGGAUGCACUUGAAGUUGAACAAUUAUCACCCACUGCCAUUAGUACAGUAGUUAGAAGUAGAAGUACUGAUGACAUAGAAGUGGCAUCGCCAUCAUUGUUAAGUCAACGCCCACGCACCAGUCGGUCCAAAUCAAAAACUGUCACUGCCAGUGCUGACGCACAACCUAAUGCGGAUGAUAGCGUCACCAGUACGCUUAGUAAUUCAACAGAUAAAAAUAGUACCGCAGAACAAAUAGUAAAACGCAGUUUACUGGUGCAUGCGCAGACUCACACACCCGCGGAAAUCGCAUUAUCAAGUUCUUCCGGAGACUCGAAAGCAGUACCACAAGCAAUAAAUCUGUCCACUGGUCACAGUAUUGGUAAUGGAAAUGGUAUUAGCACUGUGCCAAUUUCUUUAAUAGAGCGUACCUAUGACACAGUUUCUUUGGCCAGUGGUUAUGAAAAUGGAACUGGUGCUCGAGUGCAUACCUCAACAUUGGCUGAAGAUAGUCUAACAUCUCUACGUGAUAGCAUUGAGAGUUUGUCUUUUGCCAGUUCUCGUUGCACGGUGAGCUUUGGUGCUACCGAAAUUAUACCAGAAGACUCUGAAUCAUUGGUUUAUGAGCGUGCACGUAUCGCUAAAAGAUUACGAAUCCUAGAAGCGAAAUCAAUAAGUGCACAGUGUAGUCCGAUACUACCACGACAUCCAAUGAAAAUAAUACCGGCUCCAAUGUCACCUUUAACCAGAGUGCCUGCAGCAGCAGUACAAACAGGUAUGCCAGUUCCAUCCACUAUUGUUUCUAUAACGACUGCAGACAGCGCUGCUGUAACACUAGCACCCAAAGCAACUGCCUUAAAUCCCAGCACAACCACUAGGCAAACCCAAACUAAAUCACGUUUUCUGCCAAACCAAUUAUCCUACACGGACAGCAUGUAUGGUUGUGUUACAAAUAUGGAUGCUGCCAAUGCGCGUUAUUUUUCACGCCAAAAUACUUCGGAAGAUAGCGCAAAUGUGACGCUUAGCACAUUGCUAAAUCAGAGCGAUUCCUUAUCAUUGCAUGCGGCACCUAUUUCGUCGCCUACAACUGCAGUCAGUGGCGUUGGUACACCUGGUGCUGUUAUAAGCAAACCAUUCUCAAUAGAUAAUCGUUAUAAAUCGAAGAGCACGAGUCUUCUGACAACUACCCAUAAUGGGCGGGAUAGUAGUAAUCGUUUUUUGUUACCGGCAUUACUUCAACCGUUACCAAAUACUAUACAUUCCACAGUAGCAGCAAGAAAGCUGGAACAGUUACAUAUUACAAGCAAUAUGAAUUACAGUGAUCGACAAGUAGAUAGUUUAGAUAAUAAAUUUAAUCCAACACAGAGCAAUAUAUUAGCCCUUAAUGGUCAUCCAACUUCCUCAUUUGCCACACCUACCGCACUGCUAAAUAUAAAUGCGGAUAGCUCAUCUUAUACGGCUUUGCGAAAUGGCGUACUCACUAAUGGUGCUAUAGUGCCCAGCACAACGUUACCGGGCGAUACAGCUAAAUUGAAUCGCAUGACUUCCACUUCGACUGGUUCAAGUGUGGCGCCCACCGGUUGCUGCACUACAACGAAAUCUACAAAAGAGAAGCAAAACUUUAAGCCCAGUUGGCCAUCGGGGCAAAGUGGUAGCGACGAUGAAUACCGACGACGUAAACGAAAAUACAAGCGCUACCAUAGAUGCUCUGAUCCAGUUUUGGUAUAUCCGACACCAAGUGGAUUGCAGCAUUGCAUACUCAGCAUGCCAACAAAUGAACCGGUAAACUUCCCAUACAAUGAGGAUUUUGCUUACGAUAUGCAAUUGCAAUUGGAGUCGGACAAAAAUGAUGACCUUGAGGAAAUCGUACCAAGCAGCCAUCGUCGACAUCGGAGGCACCGACACCACAGGCAUAAAAAACGACAUCGCCAUAAAAAACCAAAAAUUUUAGUACAGGACUUAGAAACACAAGUGGUUAAGGUAAUCGAUCCGCAUGAUUUGUCGCAAAGGGCUCGUUGGACCAUAAUAGCCACGGCUUGUCUGCUAUUACUUAUGUGCCUAAUGUUGGUCGGUAUUACACUGCGUAUGGCACCCAUAAUAGAUGACAUGGGUAAGAGAUAUAGCGAAAUGCUUAAAUAACUGAAGCAAACACUAGAACAAGUUUACAGAUAA